AUGGCGUCCCCUUUGCAGUUUGCCUACCGAACCCAGAAGCACAUUGGUGUCACCGAUGCCGCGCCCGUCUAUGCGCCGCUCGCUGGGUUCACCAACCCCGAAGGGAACAACCGGUGUUGUGAGUACUCACCCUGUGGUCGCUAUUUCGCCUGGGCCGAUCCCAAGCUCGUCUCCGUUGUCAAUGCUGCCGACGGCACCCCCGUGCUGUCCCUGCCCAUCGCCAAUGUCUACGAGCUCGGCUUCUCGCCCCUCGGCACCUUUCUCGUCACCUGGGAGCGCCCUGGCAAGGACGAGAAUGGCGAUGCCACCAAGAACCUGAAGGUCUGGCGCACCAUCGAGGACGGUGUGCCCGCCGAGGAGAAGCAGCCCCUGGGCCGCUACGUCCAAAAGUCUCAGGGAGGCUGGAACCUGCAGUACACCGCCGACGAGAAGUUCUGCGCCCGCCAGGUCACCAACGAAGUCCAGUUCUACGAGAGCCACGAUCUCGGCACCGUCUGGAACAAGCUGCGCGUCGAGGGUGUCACCACCUUUGCCCUUGCGCCUAGCAACAACCACUCUGUUGCCGUCUUCAUCUCGGAGCGCAAGGGCCAACCCGCCGCCGUCAAGGUCUACAGCGUCCCGCAGUUCGCUCAGCCCAUCUCCCAGAAGACCUUCUUCAAGGGCGACAAGGUCCAGCUCAAGUGGAACAACAAGGGCACGAGCCUGCUUGUGUUGGCCCAGACCGACGUCGACAAGUCGAACAAGAGCUACUACGGCGAGACGACCCUGUACCUGCUGAGUGUCAACGGCUCCUUUGACGCCCGCGUACCCCUCGACAAGGAGGGCCCCAUUCACGACGUGACGUGGUCGCCUAAUUCGAAAGAGUUUGGCGUCAUCUACGGCUACAUGCCCGCCAAAUCGGUCAUCUUCAACCACCGUGCCGUCCCCACCCACUCGUUCCCCCUCGGCCCCCGCAACACCAUCAUCUUCUCGCCCACCGGCCGCUUCGCCCUGCUCGCCGGCUUUGGCAAUCUGGCAGGCCAGAUUGAUGUGUACGACCUCGAGAAAGACUUCCGCAAGGUCACGACUAUCGAGAGUGGCAACCCGAGCAUCUGCGUCUGGAGCCCCGACAGCCGCUACAUCCUGACCGCCACCACGUCCCCUCGUCUCCGUGUCGACAACGGCGUAAAGCUGUGGCACGUUGGCGGUAGCAUCAUGUACAAUGAGGACAUGACUGAGCUGUACAACGUUCUGUGGAGGCCCAUGGCCCUGGAUGCCGUGGCCGGCGGCGACCCUCUGAGCCCCGUGCCCACGCCUCACUCGUCGGCGACGACCUACCUCGGCACCAUCAAGACGCCUAGCAAGCCCGCCGGUGCCUACCGCCCCCCCGGCGCUCGUGGCCUCGCCACGCCUCUGCACUUCAAGCGCGAGGACGAGGGCGGCUCAGUUCAUGUCGUGGGCAGUGGCUACGGUCCGACCAACGGCGCGACGCCCAUUGGAGCUAACGGCUUCGGUCGUCCCCGUCGCGGCGUUCCAGGUGCUGAGUUUGCCCAGGGUGUGCCCGGUGCCGCGCCAGCCAUUCCGGGCGCCGCGCCUGUCGAUGGCGAUGAGAACUUGUCAAAGGCGGCGCAGAAGAACAAGAAGAAGCGAGGCGGCCGCAAGGGCAAGGACGGCGAGGGUGAGGGUCAGCCGCAGGGCCAGGGCCAGCAGCACGGUCAGGGCCGUGGAGACGGCCGCAGUCACGGCCGCGAGGGUGGAUACGCUAACGGCGGAGCCUCUCUGGCGCCUCCCUCGCACGACCACCGCUCUGGGUCCGGAAGCGACGGACGCAGCCCUGAGCGUCGCGGUGGCGGUCAGCACCGCCAGACCCUUCGCAGUCAGUCGAGGAACCCCGGCCGCCGCAACAGGAGCAACACGGCCCGCGGACAGAACGGCGCCCCUCCCGUUCCGACCAUGCAAGAUGGCCAGCUGGGCGGCGCCGCCGGCGGUGGUGCUGCUGUCGACAUGUCGCAAAACCCGGACGCCAAGAAGAUUCGCAGCCUGCAGAAAAAGGUGCGGGCCAUCGAGGACCUCGAGAUGCGUCUCGCCGGCGGCGAGAAGCUCGAGGAUACGCAGAUGAAGAAGAUUACGACCAAGUCGUCCGUCCUCAAGGAGCUCGAGGCGCUUGAGAGGUCGUGA
Molecule: messenger RNA, 2157 nt
Organism: Verticillium nonalfalfae
Lineage: Eukaryota; Fungi; Ascomycota; Sordariomycetes; Glomerellales; Plectosphaerellaceae
Exons: 2
Coding region: 1-2157 (718 amino acids)
Biological process (GO): translational initiation
Cellular component (GO): cytosolic small ribosomal subunit
Molecular function (GO): mRNA binding; ribosome binding; translation initiation factor activity
Source: RefSeq, a predicted model, not a curated record